CAUACUACAUCUUGUUCUUGAUGCUACAACAGUCAUGAAAUGGGAUUUAAAAGCAAUUAGAUGUAGACAAUGCAUUCUUACAUGUUGAUGUACUAUUGUGAAUAAGACAUUUGUCAUAUUUAUGCUCAAGUCUGUAAAUGCAUUGUUGAUAAUUAAUCCUAGAAACUCAAUAAAUGAAUUGCUCUUUUGAUCAUCUUCUUCGCUUUUGUUCUAUAGACAAGCAGAGUCAUCAUGCCUAAAGUGUUUAAAUUCUUAAACAAAUUUAAUUUAAUUUUUAACAUUUUGAAAUAAACAAAAUACAAACAAAUGUAAAUAUUAUAAUAGAUAUAGUUUAAACAAAGAAAACCAAGUCACAAAAUGUUUUGUGAUUUCAAAACUUUCUAUAAAAUGCAUAUAAGAGUGUGACACUUCGAUAAAAGAAGUUAUAAAAAAUAAAAGAGAAAUGCCGCCCAAAAAAAAAGAAAGAAAGAAAGAGUAAUAGUAAUAUUUUGCGUGACGUCAGUGGUCAGGUGAUCUCUCUACCUUAAACGCAAGCGUUCGAUUGGUACUUGCCACCAACCUUCGCUAAAGUCGUCGUCUACCUCUUCCGAUCACAGCUUCUUUGCCUUUCGCUGAUCCCAGUCCGGAGAUGGCUAUUUCCUCAAUUCCACACUCAGCGUCUCUUCUUGUUCUACUAUUGCUCGUUAUCGUUUCCGUCAAUGGAGAGUACCCGCCGCGUCUUCUGCUGGAAGCUCAGGCAGAUAAAGAUUGGUUAGUCUCCGUGAGAAGACAAAUCCACGAAAACCCAGAACUCCUUUACGAGUUGCACCAAACCAGUGCCCUCAUUCGCCGCGAGCUCGACCAAUUAGGAGUCUCCUACACCUACCCCGUCGCCAAAACCGGAAUCGUCGCUCAAAUCGGGUCCGGUUCACCUCCGGUUGUUGCUCUCCGUGCCGACAUGGACGCCCUCCCCUUGCAGGAACUGGUCGAGUGGGAUCACAAGAGCAAAAUCGAGGGCAAAAUGCAUGCUUGCGGCCACGAUUCUCACACCACUAUGCUCCUUGGUGCUGCCAAGUUGCUUACCAAACGCAAACAUAUGCUCAAUGGAACAGUGAGGCUUCUCUUCCAGCCUGCGGAAGAAGGUGGCGCUGGUGCUUUUCAGAUGAUGAAAGAGGGUGCUUUGGGUGAAUCUGAAGCCAUCUUUGGAAUGCAUGUUCAUCAUGGCUUGCCUACAGGACAAGUAUCAAUUAUCUCUGGUCCUUCUAUGGCAUCCACCAGCAUUUUCAGUGUAAGAAUAUUCAGUGGAGGAGCUUCUUCUUGUGUUGAUCCACUCUUGGCUGCUUCAUCUACCAUCUUAGCUUUGCAGCAUAUAGUCUCCAGAGAAGCAGAUCCUCUCUUAAGCUACGUGCUGUCUGUUACGUUUAUGAAAAGCAGCGGCGCUUCUGAUGAGAUUCCACCGUAUGUAGUAAAAUUUGGGGGAACUUUGAGGAGUCUUACGACCCAUGGCAUGAACUGGUUGAGACGCAGGAUGAAAGAGGUGGUUGAAGGAGAAGCUCAAGUACAUAGAUGCCAAGCGGAUAUAGACAUGCAUGAAGAAGAUCAUCCUAUGUAUCCAGCCACUGUGAACGAUCACAAGUUACACGAGCACGCUGAAAGGGUUCUGAAGCUCUUGGUUGGACCCGAGAAUGUCAAACCGGGUGACAAGAUAAUGGCGGGCGAAGAUUUUGCCUUCUAUCAACAGAAAAUACCAGGUUACUACCUAGGAAUCGGUAUCAGAAACGAACAAGUCGGUUCUGUGCAUUCGGUUCAUUCACCUUAUUUCUUCCUUGAUGAAAAUGUUCUUCCCAUUGGAUCAGCAGUGUUUGCUGCCUUAGCCGAGAUGUAUAUUCAAGACCAUCAAAAUCAAACCAAGUCUGGACAAGACAAAACUCAGAUGUAAAGUUUCUUUGUUACUUUUACCCCUUCACAAAUAAAAGUUAUUGUGCAAUUUAUACAUUGAAAUUAACCUACUGAGUUUCAGUUUUCUGAUUCUUAACUACAACAAGUACUUCUAGUAGUCAA
Messenger RNA from Brassica napus (rape), 2040 nucleotides. Its product is annotated as IAA-amino acid hydrolase ILR1-like 3. Gene Ontology annotation, biological process: auxin metabolic process. The coding region runs from base 629 to 1918 and encodes 429 amino acids. Gene Ontology annotation, molecular function: IAA-Ala conjugate hydrolase activity. Lineage: Eukaryota; Viridiplantae; Streptophyta; Magnoliopsida; Brassicales; Brassicaceae. Gene Ontology annotation, cellular component: endoplasmic reticulum. The transcript has 4 exons. The record is from RefSeq and is a predicted model, not a curated record.